This is a messenger RNA of Styela clava, 1667 nucleotides long. RefSeq lists its product as uncharacterized. The record is from RefSeq and is a predicted model, not a curated record. NCBI's taxonomy places the organism in Eukaryota, Metazoa, Chordata, Ascidiacea, Stolidobranchia, Styelidae.
ACCAUUUUGGUGAUUAAGAAUUUCUUCUAAACCAAGUACCCUACCAUGCAAUUCUAAUCUAACUCUUUGCCAUACGAUAGGAAAACACCAGGUGGUUUUUUCCCCUUUUAGUCGUUCACUGUAUUGGUAGGCUACUCACUUGCAAAAUUCCAUCAUUGCUUGACUCAUAUUUUUUCUUCGUAUAACAAUAGCAAGGUGUAUUUACUCAUAUCCUUUUAAGGACCUCUCGAAUGACGAAGAUCGUGAAGCUAAGUUUCUUAUGAUUUAUUGCUCAUCAUCGACCUAUUUGGGUAAUUGCAAUGCUGCAAGAAUAAGCUGCGGAUAGCAUAUAAAAGUUAACAAUGGAAAGGCGGACAAUCAGUCAAUAUUAAACCAAGAACGUUCGCUAUACCUGAAAAGAAGAUUUGAUUGGUCAUGAUGAACCAAAGAAGAAAAUUAACCAUGAUAUUUUUAGUUUAUGCAUUUGGUCUGCCGUUUAGCACUGUACAAGGUAGUUGCAGCGAAUGUCCACCAUUGUCCAGUUGCAUCAAUGAUGUUUGUAAAUGUAGAAAAAACUUCGUUUGGAAAAAUCCUUUGAGGAAGUUGGAAUGCGUUUACAGAAGAAAACCAAAACCCCGCUCAUUUGGAGACGGGUUGUCACCUUCGAAAACAACCACACCACGAAUGAUAUCAAUGACGACUUCUGGAGAGAAAUCGUUUGCUAUGACAAAAGUCAACACUACACCCGGAAAUACAACAUUUAUCAGCGCCUCAACAAAAUCUCAUUCAACUACAAAUCAUAAUAAAUCCAAAACGUUUGGAUUUUGCAUUCCGCCUUCACCUAUGUGUAUAGGAAUAAUUUUACUUAUUCUAAUUGCCGUUGCGAUUUUGGUGGUUAUUGGUGUAAUAUGCUACUGUAAGAAAAAGAUGAAAUCCACUUUUCAAGCUUUGCCUUAAACAACUAUCAUCCGAGCAUAAUCGGCGUUCAGCCUCGACCUUCUGAAUUCCCGAUCCAUGCUCUCGUAUAGGUAGACAAAUCUGUACCAACUAUAUACAAACAAAAUUUUAGAAAAGACUAUGACAAUUGUGUACAGUAUUAACAAGGUCAAUUUUAAUUUGUGACCAUAUAUUCUUCCCGUAUUUUUUAUUAAAUAAUUUGUUAAAAUUUCUUUAUUCGAGUGUUUUUUAAUAAAAAUUUAAAAUGUUGUUUUUUAACUUUAAUGGUACAAUACUGAAUUUAAUAGGUGAGGUUUUAGAAGGUUGUGCUAUUCUACGCUAUAUGAGAAUUUUUGAUGCUCCUGAAGUAUGCGCACCAAGAUGUCGAAUAACCUGAACCCCAACCUGUACACAACCUGAGUUCAGGUUGUGCGUCAUCUUGGUGCGCAUACUUCAGGAGGUCCGAAUUUUUAUUCUUAUAUCAGCGACACAACGCUGCAAGACAUAUAAUACCAAAUAUCAUCGAUGCUAGCUAAGUAAGUAGGUUACUUUGUUCACAAAAUAUAUGCAAAUCCAAAUUUAAACUUAUCUGAUAAAUAUUUAUAUACCAUCAAGAUUCAAACGACCAAGAGCAUGUUUCAGUUAUUCUGAUGUCCACGCAUAAGUCUAGUAACGUGAGUAAAGUACUUUUAGACCGUAGGCAAAAAGUUUGAACUUGUAGUUUGCUGGAUGCUUCUCACCUUUUUAGUCUG